UAUUCCAACUUGUUUAAUUUUACGUUGAAUUUGAAUGCUAUCUUCCAUAAAAUAAAAACAAAUUUUUUUCCUAUCGCUACCGUGGAACACUUUCUAUUUUCAUUAUCUAUAUGUUUGUAUCAGUAAUAAUAUCCAAACCAACUUUAUAUAUUUAAUUUCUUUAAGCUAAACCAAAAUACACGACACAAUCACUUUCUAGUGUUCCGUUAGAUGUCCUUCCUUGAGUUCCUUCUUAUAUAUAUCCAUCUAUGUAUCUAUCCAAUCUUCUGAACCUCUGCUUGCAAUUCUUUUCUCUCUUUUAAGUUUCAUAAAAUUUUACAAUAAAAAUAUUAUAUAAAUAUGGCUGGUGGAGAAAAAGAGCGAACGUUGGAGGAAACGCCAACCUGGGCUGUUGCAAUUGUGUGCUUUGUUUUGCUUGCUAUUUCAAUCAUCAUAGAACAUAUUAUUCAUGCUAUUGGAAAGUGGCUCAAAAGAAAUAACAAAACUGCUCUUUAUGAAGCAUUAGAGAAGGUUAAAGGAGAGCUUAUCUUGUUGGGAUUCAUAUCUCUACUCCUCACGGUGUUCCAAAAUCCAAUUUCUAGAAUAUGCAUAUCAAAGAAUGUUGCUUCAACGUGGCAUCCAUGUGCCGUCCCAAAGAAAAGUAAAUCUGGUUACGAAGAUUCUGAUGAUGAUGAUGGUGAUGAUGGUAAUCGUCGAAAACUCUUAGAGUAUUUAGGCCACAUACCUCGCCGUGUUCUUGCUACAAAGGGAUACGACAAGUGUGCAGAAAAGGGAAAGGUUGCUUUUGUUUCUGCAUAUGGAAUUCACCAGCUCCAUAUAUUCAUUUUUGUCCUGGCAAUUUUUCAUAUACUACAAUGUAUUAUAACACUAGCUUUGGGAAGAACCAAGAUGAGACGAUGGAAGAAAUGGGAGGACGAAACAAAAACAAUUGAAUAUCAAUUCUACAACGGUUCAACAACAAAACUACCACAAAUUCAAAUUACAACAAUAAUGCUAGAUCUGUAAUUGGAACUUCUGAUUCAAGAACCAGCCUACCUAAAUGCGAAAUACAAGCUCUGAAUGUUGGUGAUCGUACGUGGUGGGAACAGAACCGGCUGAGAAAGACAACAAUAUCCACAGCGACAGUAAAGAAAAUCUCAUGUCCUAAAAUAUUCAAGCUGUGAUGUUAAUGAUUUGAUGAACUAGAAGAGAGAGAGAAAGAGUGAAAGUUAAGAGAAUGAGAAAAUUAAAUU
Messenger RNA from Arachis ipaensis, 1232 nucleotides. Lineage: Eukaryota; Viridiplantae; Streptophyta; Magnoliopsida; Fabales; Fabaceae. The record is from RefSeq and is a predicted model, not a curated record.